Spodoptera littoralis (African cotton leafworm) is the source of this 1069-nucleotide messenger RNA. Lineage: Eukaryota; Metazoa; Arthropoda; Insecta; Lepidoptera; Noctuidae. The record is from the annotation of a GenBank genome assembly.
CCGUUCCAAAAUGGAUGAAGCUUUUCUCGCGUUCCACCGAGUACUAUCCUUUGCCGGAAUUUCAAUUUUUGCUAAACAAAACUGGAAUUCACACCGAUGGCUGGCACAUCAGACUUUCAACUUUAUUAUUGGAGUACUAUGUUUCAUUUUCACAACUGGUUUCGUCGUUACAAACGUAUCAGAUUUUCUCCUAUGUAUCCAAGGGGCUUGUAUUUGGACAACUGGCGUGAUAAUGACCAUUACUUUGGGAGUUUGUUUGAUAUUUAGGAAGGAGUUUCGCAGUUUUUUGGAAGAAAUGGUCUUUCGAGAUCAUAUGUUGGAGAUGCCUUUGAUAGACCAUAUCUUGCUGGUGUCUCCUAGAGGCGAAAAGAUUCAAGAACUAAGGAACUUGGUAACUGGUUCUCAAGAGAAGCUGUUCAAGUAUACCACGUUACUAUUAAAGUCGUACGUUGCUAACGUCUUCUUGUGUGCUACUCUGUACCUUUGCAGUCCUGUGUAUGGGAUGCUGGUGAGAGAAGAUAAGUCUUUGCGACUUUUAGCGUUCGAUAUGUGGUUUCCAUGGAGUUUGGAAGAUUACACCGUAUAUAUUAUAUCCUUCAUAUUCCAUGCCUACGCUGGAUACCUGUGCUGUAUUGCAUAUCCAGGUCUUCAGUCCACUAUAAUUCUUCUACUUGGCCAGCUGAUUCGUCAAACGAGGAUCCUAACAUUUAUACUGCUGCAUAUGAAUGAGCUAGCACUGGAAGUGACUGGUGUUCAAGAUGAGAGAUGGCAAGAUAUCUGCACCUUAAUUCUGUCUCAAUGUGUUGAUCAUUAUGUGAAAAUAAAAAGGUUCAGCAACCGCCUCAACCUUAUCUGUCGUCCAUUUUAUCUAACGUUGAUAUUAGUUGCUAUAAUGCUAGUAUGUAUGUGCUCCGUGAAAAUAGCAGUAUCGAACAAAUUGUCAUUAGAUACUUUUAAGUACUAUAUCCAUGAGUUCUGUUUCAUUCUGGUGGUACUCAUGUUCUGUUUGAUUGGACAACAAGUCGAGAAUGAGGUAAGGAGAGAAUUGAGAACAAAGAUAUCUGUAUAG